CAAAUAUAUAUAUAUAAAGACGCAAUUGAAAGAGGUAGCUAGAUACAUAUGGAGUGGAGGACAUGUUAUCUGGAUAUGACACUGAUACCUUUGGGGUUACUCAUAAACAUUGGCUACCAUGUUUGGUUAUGUUAUAAGGUCAGGACACAGGCUUCCUUAACCAUCUUCGGAAUAGAUGCCGAUGGCCGGUGUUCGUGGGUUCCUGCCAUGAUCAAGGAUAUUGAAAAGAAUAACAUUGUAGCUAUCCAAAAUAUUCGGAACAUGAUCAUGGGAUCAAUCUUUAUGGCCAGCACAAGCAUCCUUCUCUGCUGUGGCCUUGGAGCAAUGAUAAGCAGCACCUACAGUGUGAAGAAGCCUCUCAUUGACUCAAUUUAUGGAGCACACGGGGAAUUUGUAUUGGCACUAAAAUAUGCAACCCUCUUUACAAUAUUCUUAUUCUCAUUUCUCUUUCACUCUCUCUCAGUUAGGUUUCUCACCCAGUUAAGCAUUCUCAUUUGCACACCACAAGAUGCCAUCAUGACCUUGGUUACCCCAGAGUAUUUGACUGAGCUAUUAAGAAAGGCCACUUUUUUGAAUAUUGUGGGAAACAGGAUUUUACACACAGGACUUGCCCUUCUCCUUUGGAUCUGUGGACCAGUGAUGGCAUUCUUGUGUUCAGUUGCCAUGUUGUUGGUGCUUCAUAAGCUGGACUUUGUGGCUAGAAAAGAAAAGAUAAAGGUUGGAAUUACCGAAGAAAGUGGCACACAGCCUGAGAUUUGAACUAGAGUUUCAAGUUUGACAUGAAAAUGCAUUGAAUUAUACUUUUGCAAAUACCUCAAUUCAUUUGUAGAUUUAAUGAUCAGAAUUUUAUUUAGGUUUU
Molecule: messenger RNA, 859 nt
Organism: Glycine soja
Lineage: Eukaryota; Viridiplantae; Streptophyta; Magnoliopsida; Fabales; Fabaceae
Exons: 2
Coding region: 49-759 (236 amino acids)
Source: RefSeq, a predicted model, not a curated record